AUGCCAACCAAGAAGGGCAAAGACGACAAGAAGAAGGGAGGAAAGGCAGAGCCAGAGAAACCCAAAGAGGAGGAGAAGAAAGGGGGCAAGGAUGCUAAGAAAGGAGGAAAAGAGGACAAGAAGGGAGCGAAGGAUGACAAGAAAGGAGGAAAAGAUGACAAGAAGGGAGCGAAGGAUGACAAGAAAGGAGGAAAAGAUGACAAGAAGGGAGCGAAGGAUGACAAGAAAGGAGGAAAAGAUGACAAGAAAGGAAAGGGGAAGGGCAGGAAGGAGGAGUCAGAGGAGGAGGAGGAGUUUCUAGACAGCCAGGAGGAGGAGUUUAGCGAAGAGGAGGAGGAGGAGGAGGAGGAAGACCAGCGCAGAGGGAAGGGGGGCCGGGGGAAAGGCGACCCUAAAGGCAAGGGCGCAGCCAAGGGCAAAGGUCGUCGUCGUGGCGACUCAGAGGAUGAGGAGGACGAGGAAGAGGAGGAGGAAGAGGAGGAGAGCGAGGAAGACGACAGGCGGAGGAAGAAGGGCAAAGCGGACGCGGCCGACGCCAAGAAGAAGAAACAGCGUAAGGGCGCGGCGGGGCCGGGGGCUGAUCCUCCCCGCGUGGAGAAGCUGAAGCGCGGUCUGAAGAACACCUCGCGCCUUUUCAUGCGCUUCUCUGGCUUCAAGCGGCGCCGCAACUCCCGCAAGAAGCUGAAGAGCACGUCGCGUCUGUUCCUGGGCCUCGGGAGGCGCAAGUCCCGCGUGGCCCGCAAGAAGCGCCGCAAGUCCCUGCUCAAGAACAACAUGCGCUUCAUGAUGCGCUUCGGCAAGAAGAAGAAGGAGAAGGAGGCAGAGAAUGGUGGGAAGAAGCCCUCCUACAUGCUGAUCCGCAUGGGAGGAAGUGGCAAGGCGGCCAACAAGAAGGGCUUCCUGCGCGGACUGUUCGGACGACGGCCCGACGGCAGCGUGGACUUCAAGAACCAGAGUCUGGUGCUGGGGAAGAUCGCCGGGGCAACCAACUGGCUCACCAAGCGCUUCCUGUCCACCAAAGGUCGCCAGCGGCUUGGCGGGGGUCACGGGGCGGGGCGUUAUGGGGGUCACGACCCCUACGCAUCUCGGCAUGGCUCUAGUCGUCUGCCAGCGGGCCGCUACGCAAGCACACGUGGUCUCCGUGGUUACCAGAACCCCGCCUACCAGCAGGACGACGGUGGCGGCGGGCGACCAGAGAGGGGCAUGUUCAACAGGCGGUCACUACGGCAACAGCCCCCGCCCCUUGACCCCUACGGCGACCCCUACGGCGAGACAUCAGACUACUACGACGUCCCUUCCCAGGACCAGGGCUACUACGAGCUGGAGGACGAUGGGUUCUACGACCCCCACACAGGCUACGAUGACCAGUUCUACCCUGACGGACACGAGUUCUACGACCCUUACCUUGACCCCUACGAUCCCUACCUUGACGCUUACGGUCCCGAUGACGCGUUGGGUGGUUACUAUGACUACGAUGACCUGCAAUCAGGUUACUAUGACACCGGAGGAGGAGGAGGUGAGUUCUACGGAGAGGGUGAAAUGUACCCUGCAGAGGAGGAGUAUGGUUUCUACGGUGAUGGUGUGGAGCUUUACGAGGGGGAAGGCCAGCUGGGUUACUAUGACGACCUGGCGGGCGGAGGAGGGGCAUACGACCCUUACGGGGAGAUGGUGGCGGAUCCCUAUGGAGACGGCGGAGGAGGGAUGUACGACCCCUACGGAAACGCAUUUGCUGAUCCGUACGCUGACCCCUACGCACAAGCUGCCGUAUACGCCGACCCCUACGCCCAGGCUAUCGGCCCCGGUUACCAGACUAUCGGCCCUGCUUACGCCGACCCCUACGGCCAAACCCUCGCCCCUGGAUACGCUGACCCCUACCAGGUGAACUACAGCGAGGGGGGUGUGGCCGAGACCUUGGAGUCGGCCUAUGGGGGAGCAGUGGAGGCGGAGCUUGGGGGAAUGGAGUUCCGCGUGCCUCGGCCGCAGGUGAAGCUGUUUGGGCGUGAGCGCAUGGAGGUUCCGCUGCUCCCUGCACCCCAGAACCUCGACCAGCUCUCUGACAUCCAGUACGAGGCCGCCGCCAUGCCGCAGGAAGUGAUGUCGAUGGCCACGCCCCCCAGCUUCCACCCCCAGUCUCCCAUGUUGCCCUCCGUGCCCACCCCCACUGCCAUGCUCAUCAAGACGGCCAAUCAGCAGGGCUCGCCAGUCCUGGGCCGCUCCCCCCAUACCUCUCCCAUGCCCACCCAGAUGGGGGGGUACCCUGGCGCCCAGAUGGGUGGGUACCCUGGCGCCCAGAUGGGUGGGUUCCCUGAUGCUCAGAUGGGGGGGUACCCUGGCGCCCAGAUGGGUGGGUUCCCUGAUGCUCAGAUGGGGGGGUUCCCUGCCGGUCAGAUGGGGGGGUACCCUGGCGCCCAGAUGGGUGGGUUCCCUGCCGGUCAGAUGGGGGGGUACCCUGGCGCCCAGAUGGGUGGGUUCCCUGAUGCUCAGAUGGGUGGGUUCCCUGCCGGUCAGAUGGGGGGGUACCCUGGCGCCCAGAUGGGGGGGUACCCUGAUGCUCAGAUGAGGGGGUUCCCUGGCGCUCAGAUGCCACCUUCCCCCACCCCGAGCCGCCGGUCGAUGAUUAUGCCACCUGUGGACCCCCGCCGCUCCCCGCUUCCCUUGCGGCGUCCGAGCCCCCAGCCGUCUCCGCAGCUGUCCAUGCGUGGUUCUCCGUCCGUUCUGCAUGGUUCUCCGUUGCGGGGCAGCCCCCUCCCUCAGCCGCGCGGCCUCAUUGGGCACCCGCCUGGCGCACCCCACCCCUCGUCACCCCUCGCCCUGCGCCGGAGCCCUCGCUCCUCCCCCGGGGGACCCCCCCGACGCCUGCAGCCCCAGCCUUCAUACCGGGAGCCCCCCCUGCACGCCAUGCCUCCCAUGCCCUCCCGGAUGCCCUCGCGCCCUCCCUCGCUGCGCACCAGCCCCCCCACGUCCCCAAGAGUCUCGCUACUCUGCAGGAGCCCCCCUCCUCCAGGGCCCGCGUCGCCACGCGGCUCCUUCAGGCGCCCCAGUCCCCCAGGGUCGCCGCGAUCUUCAUUCCGUCGACCCAGCAGUCCCCCGAUAUCACCACGGGCAUCCAUGAGGCGCCCCAGCCCGCCCCUCUCCCCCUCGCGUCCGUUUGGGGCGCGGAAGCUUCCGGCGGCGUCCCCGCCACGGUCCACCUCCCCUCAUCAUCGCGCUGCCUCCUCCUCCUCACCGAGUCUGUCUCGCCAAAGCUUCGCCCCCGAUCCUCGCCGAGCCUCCCCGACCCUGUCUCGUCGCUCCACGCGGCUCAUGCAUGACCCGUUUCCAGGGACGACGCCGGGGUUUGGGGGGCGCGGCGGCCUGAUGCGAGGUGGGCGUGGCCGUGGGAUCCCCAUGGGGGCUGUGAAGCCCCUCCCUCCGGGAGCACCAAACCAGAACGUUCCGCCGCUACGUGGCUCGGUGCGAAGUCACCACUCCCACAUGCAGGACCAGAGGGCAUCGCCAGGCAUGCCCAGGGGCGUGGCUCACCGCAGGCCCCUCCUCCCACGCUCACCGGGAGCGUUCCGGAACCCCCAGAGGCCAGUGGGGAGGGGCCGACCACUCAUGGCCCGCCAGUCCAGCAGACGUCUGCCUCCGGGGAUGCCGAUUGGCUCUCCCCAGCCGUCAGUCAAGCCCUAUGGCCCACCUUCACCACAUCCCUCCAUCAGGCACUUCUCAAGACCCUCCUCCCCACUCCCGCCAAUCAAACACGGACAUCCAAUGGCCAUGAGCCCUGCAUUUGCCCCUGAACUGUACCCCAUGGAGCAGCCUAUUGGCCCCUCCUCCCCUCUGUUGGGCGACGCCCUCAGCGCCUCCCACCUAAGCCCCGCCCACCUGUCCUCUCCUCUCCAGCCUGCUCCUCCGUACGCGCCCCAGAUGAUGGAAGCACAGGCAUUUCCGGGGCAACCGAUGUCCCCCAUGCUCUCGAGUGCCAUGCAGAACCAACAGAUCCGCUCAGCGAACUACGGGGCUCCCUUGCAGCCCUACGGCCUUGACCCUCAGGCGCCCUUUGACCCCCAAGACCCUGCCUCGUCCCCUAUGCUGGCCAACGCUCUUCAGAACCCUCAGCUCCGCUCCGCCUCCUACGCCGCUCCCCUCCCGAGGCCCUUCCCAUCCUUCCUGUAUGGGGCGGAGCUUCCCCCGGACUACCAGGAGUUGUCUUCGCCCUCCUCCCCCCAGCUAAGCUCCGCCCUGCAGAACCCUCAGCUUCGCUCCGCCUCCUACACUGCCGCUCCGCUCCAGAGACCGCGCUCUCCUUACUCGCCAGUCGUCACGCAGUGGGAGGAGCCUGCUCCAGGCCCCGCCCUCCAGUCAGCGCUCCAGAACCCAGCGGUGCGGAACGCCUCGUACCGUUCACACCUGCGUCGCCCGGGUUCCGUACGCUCCACCCAGUCCACCUACUCCGCCCCACACUCACCACACCUCUCGGGUGCUCUACAGAACCCUUACCUGCGGAACGCCUCGUACCGCCUGCCAGACGGAACGCUGUACGACCCGCGCAAGUCUCCACGGAUGGACCGGCGCACAUCACCGCAACUCUCUGCCGCGCUACGUCAUAACCCGCAGCUUGCACAGGCAUCUUACCGCCUGCCCGACGGAACUCUGGUCACCCCUCAGAUCACCGGGCCUGUGGAUGUAGACCCGGCCUCUCCGAUGCUGGCGCACGCCCUUCAGCAGAAUCCUAAUCUGCGUUCCGCGUCUUACCGCCUCCCAGACGGAACCCUCAUCAGCUCGGAUCCCAGGCUCCAGCAACCAGGCGGAUCUCCGCAGCUGAUGCGAGCCCUUCAGCAGAACCCUAACCUGCGUUCCGCUUCCUACCGCCUGCCUGACGGAACCCUGGUCAUGGCAGACCCACAACAACCACAGGUGACCAGUCCACUCAAUCAAUUCAUGCUAACAUUCAACCAUAGAUUAUCCACUCAAUCUAUUCAUGCUAGCAUUCAACCAUCUCUCUCCAUCUCUCUCUCUGCACUUCUCUCUCUCUGCACUUCUCUCUCUCUCUCCAUCUCUCUCUCUCUCCAUCUCUCUCUCUCUCAGGUCAUGUCCCCAAACCUGUCGGCAGCUCUGCAGCAGAAUCCUCAGCUACGUUCAGCCACCUAUCAGCUGCCGGACGGUUCCGUCAUCAGUGUAGAUCCUCGUACAGGCAAACCCACUAGUCCAAACCUCUCCAGUGCCCUGCAGAACGAGAUGCUAAGAGGCGCUAGCUACAGACUCCCAGACGGUUCAGUCAUCAGUGUGGAUCCUCGCACAGGCAAACCCACUAGUCCAAACCUCUCCCGUGCCCUGCAGAAUGAGAUGCUUAGAACCGCUAGCUACAGACUCCCAGACGGUUCCGUCAUCAGUGUGGAUCCUCGCACAGGCAAACCCACUAGUCCUAACCUCUCCAGUGCCCUGCAGAAUGAGAUGCUUAGAACCGCUAGCUACAGACUCCCGGACGGUUCUGUAAUCUCCGCCCAACCCAAGCCCACUAGUCCGAACCUCUCAGCAGCGCUGCAGAACGAGAUGUUACGAGCCGCAUCCUACCGCCUGCCUGACGGUUCUGUGAUCUCAGCAUACCCCAAGCCCACGACCCCCAACCUGUCUGCUGCAUUGCAGAACCAAGCGGUCAAAUCUGCCACCUACCGCCUACCAGAUGGUUCUGUGAUCUCGGCGUACCCCAAGCCCACGACCCCCAAUCUGUCUGCUGCAUUGCAGAACCAAGCGGUCAAAUCGGCCACCUAUCGCCUACCAGAUGGUUCUGUGAUCUCGGCGUACCCCAAGCCUACGACACCCAACCUGUCCCGCGCGCUGCAGAACGAAGCCAUGAAGAGCGCCUCCUACAGGUUACCGGACGGUUCCGUCAUCACCGCCUACCCGCGGCCGACCCAGCCUGACCUGUCCUCCGCGCUGCAGAACCCAGCGCUCAAGUCUGCAUCGUUCCGCCUGCCCGACGAUUCUGUCCUGACCGCCCGUCCUAAACCGACUGGGCCCAACCUGUCGGCAGCGCUGCAGCGGAACCAAGCCAUGCGCGAGGUCAGCUACCGGCUGCCGGACGGGUCGGUUCUCGCGCGUGGGUUCCGCUCGGCGCCGUACCUGUCGGAGGCGCUGCAGAACGCGCAGAUGAAGAGCACCGCCCUGCAGCUGCCCACGGGCCUCACCACCAGGACCGUCACCGGCGAGCUGAUCGGACCCGACGGACGCUACUCUGCCGUGUCGGCGCGCGCCCGUUCCCAUGACGACCACUGGGCCCGUCACGGCGGCUGGCCCAGCCAGACCCCCGAGGACGUGUGGGCCGCAGAGAGGGUUCUACCGCAUGGAACCCUGCAGAACCUCAGCAAGUGGGCCAUGUACCGAGAGGAGGGCAUGCUGGAGGGACUCAUGCCGCCUGCCGUCACCUGGCUCGGGGAGGAACAGGGGGAGGUGCUGUGGGAACCCGACCGAGAGGGAGAACCCACCGGACCCUGGUUUGAUAAGAUCUAUUUUAUUAGGAGUCUGCCCACUAUGAGAUAUCGAGAGAGGAGAGAAGUGGAUGGUAUCGAGGACAUGACACAACUGGCGGAGCUGAGUGAAGCGUCAGUUCUGAUGAACCUGCGGAAUCGAUAUGAGAGGGAGCUCAUUUAUACGUAUAUCGGCAGUAUCCUAGUGUCAGUGAACCCUUACAAACUCUUCAACAUUUACGGCACUGAUAUGGUACUUCAGUAUGAGGGACACGGACUCGGAGACAAUCCACCGCAUAUCUUUGCUAUUGCUAACAUCUGUUAUACAACGAUGAUGGAUGCCAAGCAGAACCAAUGUAUAAUCAUCAGUGGGGAAAGUGGCUCUGGCAAGACUGAGGCAACCAAACUGGUCCUGCGCUACUUGACAGCUAUUCACCACAAACGAAACAUCACACAACAGAUUGAGAUUCUGGAGGCCACCCCCCUGCUGGAAUCUUUUGGGAAUGCCAAAACGGUCCGGAAUGACAACUCCAGCCGCUUUGGGAAAUUUGUGGAGAUCUUCCUGGAGGAAGGUGUGAUCAGUGGUGCCUUAACCUCCCAGUAUCUCCUAGAGAAGUCCAGGAUUGUCUUUCAGGCUAAAGAUGAGCGGAACUAUCACAUCUUCUAUGAGAUGCUGGCUGGCUUACCUGCUCACAUGAAGCAGAGCUUCUACCUGCAGGAAGCAGAAACCUACUACUACCUCAACCAGGGCGGUAACUGUGAGAUUCAGGGCAAGGACGACGGGGAUGAUUUCCGGCGUUUAGUGGUUGCCAUGGAGAUCCUGAACUUUAGCCAUGAUGACCAAACCAAUGUCUUCAGAGUCCUGUCCUCCAUACUGCACCUGGGCAAUGUGUUUUUCCACCGAGUACAGUCGGAUGUGCAGGAGGGGGCAGGUGUGGUCAGUGCUCAGGAGAUUAGAGUGGUUGCCGAACUCUUACAGAUCUCACCAGAGGGACUCCAGAAAGCUCUCACCUACAAAGUCACGGAUGCAAUGAGGGAAAAGAUAUACACUCCUCUCACAGUGGAGAGUGCUGUGGACGCCAGAGAUGCCGUUGCCAAGAUACUUUACUCGCUGCUCUUCCAUUGGCUGACAGAGCGCAUCAAUGGGCGGGUCUAUCCACGCCAUGAGGCUCUGUCUAUAGCCAUAUUGGAUAUAUAUGGGUUUGAGGACUUGUUCUUCAACAGCUUUGAGCAGCUCUGUAUUAAUUAUGCCAAUGAGACUCUUCAAUCGUACUUCACACGCAUAAUUUUCAAGCAGGAGCAGGAAGAAUAUUUUCGGGAGCAGAUUAUUUGGGAGGAAGUAAGUUUCACGGACAAUCAGAACUGCAUCGACCUAAUCACUGCAAAACCUCAUGGGAUACUACGCAUCCUGGACGACCAGAACGGUUUCCCUCAGGCAACUGACCACACCUUCCUUCAGAAGUGCCACUAUCACCAUGGAAACAACCCUCUGUAUUCAAGGCCAAAAAUGCCCCAACCAGAGUUCACCAUCAAACACUACGCAGGACGGGUCACUUAUCAGGUACACAAGUUUCUGGAUAAAAACUUUGAUCAACUUCGCCAGGAGGUUCUGGACUUGUUCAUGCAGAGUAAAAACACGAUGGUGGGGAAUCUCUUCCUUAAGCAUGCAGAAACUCUGGGCAACAGGAGCAGCACACACUCACACACACACUCUCACACACACUCACACGCACACUCUCACACACACUCACACACACGACGCUACCAGGCCAACACUGUCGCCGCCAAAUUCCAGCACUCACUGCAAGAGCUACUGGACAAGAUGGAGAGGUGUAGCCCAUAUUUUGUUCGUUGCAUUAAGCCAAAUCAAAACAAGGAACCAGGGCUGUUUGAGAUGGAGUUGGUUGCAGCACAGCUACGGUACUCAGGAAUCCUAGACACCAUCCGCAUCAGGAAGGAAGGCUAUCCAAUGAGAAUUCACUUCCACGUCUUCCUCAAUAGGUACAAAGCCCUACUGGGUUUGAAGGAAACUCCGCCCCCCAAUGGAGAAAACUGUGUCAUCAUGCUUCGUAAGCUCUGUCCAAUCAAAAAAGGAGCUUUUCAAGUGGGCGUGACCAAGAUCUUCCUGAGAGAGGACCUGUACGCUCUGUUGGAGAGUAAGAGGGACCGCAUGCUGCAUCUCGCUGCUCUGAUCCUGCAGCGUUACGUCCGCAUGCAUUUCGCUCGGGUCAAGUUUACGCGGCUCCGACGCAACAUCACACACCUGCAGGCACGCUGUAGAGGAUACCUGACCAGGCAGAGGUAUCUUCAAAUGCGAGUGAGUCUGAUCCGCUUCCGAUCGCUAAUACUCCUGUGUGCCAACCGCCAACGCUACAUGAAGGCUAACAUCCUUCAGCAGAGGUUAGCUGAGCAGCAGAGGUUAGCCAGAGAGGUCAUCAACGUCUCCCAGCUACCAGUUCCAGCUGAGCUCGGAGGCCUGCUGCAAACUAUAACAGUGGAGAAGCAGCUUCAUUCAGACUGCCUGGCGCUGGUGGAGGCUCCCAGGAUUGCAGUGGAUUCUCAGCUCACUCUCCCCUUGGACAUCAACAACCAUCUGAUGACCAAAUACGUCCGCUCACACUUCAGGGAGCUGAAGUUUGGCAUGCUGAUGUCUCCACUGGAAACCUCUUUAACGCGUCUUGAGGAGGACUUGAAGCAUGAUGCCCGAAAUGUCUUCAUGCUGAUUCUGCGGUUCAUGGGUGACCCCAACCUGAAUGGAGCCCAGGAGAACUUGUUUGGGAAUUACAUCAUCCAGAGGGGGCUGGCCACUGCACCAAUCAGAGACGAGAUCCUGGCCCAGAUAGCCAAUCAGGUGUGGAGGAAUGAGCACCAUGGCAACGCUGAGCGAGGCUGGCUUCUGAUGGCGGCGUGUUUGAGCUCCUUCUUCCCGAGUGAUCACAUGGAUAAAUACCUGCUCAAGUUUGUGUCGGACUACGCCCUAGAUGGCUACCAGGCUCUCUGUCAGCACAAACUGCUCCAGGGCCUUCAGAAGGCUCCCCUGGGUCCUGAUGCCUGCCGUACUUACCCCCCCUGCCUGUUGGAGUGGACCGCCAUCCGAAAGAGAUCACACAUGCUGCUUCAGAUAUACUGCACUGAUGGCAUGUCGUUCCUCUGUCCUGUCCAGUCAUGGAGUGCGGGGGAGGAGCUUGCAGGGUCGGUCCUGGAGCACAGGGGCGUGUCCUUGUCCAGCGGCCGUUCUGGUUGGUCACUGCGGCUGCAGGAGGCGGGACAUUGGGCGGAGCUUGGUGGCCAUGACUACGUGCUGGACGUGAUCUCAGAGAUGGAACUGCCCGCCGACUUCCCCAAACAGAAGAGCUACUUCCUGCUGUCCACCGAUCAGUUCACCCUGCCCAAACACAACACCAGCAUGAGUUUGUUUGGAGGUUUCGAUGGAGAAGAGGAGGGGCCUCUGUCACAUGCAAGACGUACAAGUGCCAUGGCAACCAGCAGUCUGCCAAUCUCUGAGGGGCAUAGUCAGGAGUCUAGUGGUGAGAGAGGGAUGGACAAGUACUUGGAUAGCCUGUUCGACCCGGUUUUAUCAGAUGGAGACCUGGAGAUGGCUUCCUCUCUGGCCAAUCGGAUGAGAGGAGCAGGUGGAGUCGGCGUGACUAACGGAGAUGCCACUCCUCCCUUUGCCAAUGUGCCCUAUUCACCAGCAGGAGCGGUGAGGGUACUUCCUACUAUGCCAGUCAUGCCAAAUGUGCCAGCUGCUCAGUCUGUGCCAGAUCCACAGCAAGCUGUUCUUGCCCAGCAGCAGCAAGCCAUCGUAAACCAACAAGCCAUUAUCAUGGCACAGCAGAUGACCAUGCAGGCCAUCGCCAUGGUGACGAGUCCCGUGACCAGCCCUCCAGUGUCCCCGCCCACCAGUCCCCCACCGGUUCCGUUUGGCGUUCAGGCAUUCCCUCCAAGCCCCUAUGGCCCCGCCCACACCAGUCCUUAUGGCCCCGCCCACACCAGCCCGUAUGGCCCCGCCCACACCAGCCCGUAUGGCCCCGCCCACACCAAUCCCGACGUUCCCGUUCAUCUCAGUCCGUACGCCCCCAGCACCAGCAGCACCACCACCACCACCACAACAAGCCCUCAGGCCCAAUCAUCCAAAGUUACCAUGGGAACAAAGCCUGCUCCUGUUCCCACCAACAGGGACAGGGACAACAAACCCGUCAAGAAGUUUGCCCCAGUGGCAGUAACUGGUCCCAUGCGUGCAGCCCCCUCUGGUGGUGAGAUUGUGAAGUCGUCAGUGGUGAACUCAGAACACAUUGUGCCCAGUCACAACAUCAAAGACAUCAUCCGCCAGUAUCAAACGCCUCCACCUGCACCGCAAGAGAUACGCAGGAAGGAAGGCAGAGGAUUUGUGAAGAAAAGGAAUCCCCAUGAUGAGGCCAUGCAGAUCCUCAAACCUCAGAUGGACAACCCACCCCCACCUCAGAAGAGAGACCCUGCCCCUUCAGCCACAUCCAGACCUCAGCCAAUCAGGAGCUCCAAACCGAGAGCUCCACCCCCUCAACUUCCCAAAACAGAAGUAUCCAGGGACUUGCCGGUGGAAACGGAGAGCAUUCAGACUCUACUUCACAGGAGCAGCACCGAUGAUUACUGCACAUACACCAACGUACCCUGGAAAAUCUACCUCAGGAAAGAGAUUUUUUAUCCAAAAGACAGUUUGAAUAAUCCACUGGUGUUGGACCUCAUCUUUAAACAGGUGGUGAACGAUACAUUUUCGGAGGCGUGUGUUCGUAUCACCAAAGACGAGAGACAGAAGAUGAAGGCUUUGCUUGCUCGACACAACAUAAAGCCUAAUGUGGACGUUCAGGAUGAGAAUGUGAAGAUAAGGGUAGUGGCCUUGGCCAGGGAAUCAUGGGAAAUAUACUUCUCCCGGCUUUUUCCUGCCUCUGGUAGUGUUGGUACAGGGGUGCAGGUGUUGUCAGUCAGUGAUUCUGGUGUGAAGCUGCUGAAUACAGUUAAAAGCAGUGCUGAUGCACCGGACUACUUCAAAGUGCUGCGACCAUACAGUUACACAGACAUCCUGUUUGUGACUGUACCAUCUCAGCACAUGUUGGAGUUUAACUUGCAGAGUGAGAAGCUCAUUCUCUUUUCUGCGAAAGCGCCUCAGAUUAAACAGCUCAUCGACACCUUCAUUUCACUACUGAAGAAGGACUCUGACUAUGUGGUGUCCCAACGUAACUUCAUCACUGAGGAGCGCUCUCUACUCAGCUUCCAUAAGGGAGACAUUAUACGCCUGCAGGCCAAGGAUGGACUAGACCCAGGUCAGAGCUAUGGUUGUGUUGUGAAGAAGAAGGUGAUCUACCUGGAGGAGCAGAAAAGAGACACACCUGAUUUCGGCUGGCGCUUUGGGGCGUUGCUGGGCCGCAGUGGGGCGUUUCCUAGCGACUGUGCGGUUCCCGUGGCAGCGCCGGACUUCCUCAGUGUCCCCGCCUGGAGGGGGGCGGAGCCGCAGGAUCAACAAGGGGGCGUGGCUACAUCAGGGGCGGUGGCCCUCGCCGUCGCCUCCAGCAUGGCUGCACACGAGCUCGACCCUGCCCUCCAGGUGUGUGUGUGUGUGUGGCUGGACCCACAGCAGGAAGAGCGCCUUCUUCUGGAUAAUCAGUAUAACAUGCAGGAGUUUGCCAAGAAGUACUUUAGACAGGGAACAGGAGGACACAGUGACUCUCGCAAAACCAAAGAUUUCAAAGACCCCUUGGAGAUGCUCAAGUUCAGCAAGACCCCCAUUCAGGAGUCUCUGAUUGACUUCACAGACCCCAACAUGAACAGAGUGGCCUCAGACAUAUUCCUGGCCAUCAUGAAGUUUAUGGGGGAUCACCAACUCAGGGGCCAAUCAGAGCAGUUUGUGCUCUGCACCUUCCUGAAGCUUGUUGGUGAAUACGGUCUCAUGAGGGAUGAAGCUUACUGCCAAGUCCUCAAACAGAUCACAGCGAACACUAGCUCCAAACCGGACAGCUGUCAGCGCGGCUGGCGUCUCCUCUACAUUCUGACGGCAUUCUAUCGCUGCUCUGUGGUGCUCAGGCCUUUUCUGCUGCACUUCCUUCUUCACGCCAGCAGGGGGCCUGCACAGAUCUUCCAGGGCAUUGCCAAAGCUUGUGAGCAGAACAUCAGGAAGACCUUUCAGUUUGGAGGCCGACGGGUUUCCCCAAACAACAUGGAGCUAAAGGCCAUUAUGGCUGGUAGAAGCUCAAAGCGUCAGCUGUUUCUCUUUCCUGGAGGAAUUGAACGUCACCUGAAAAUCAAAACCUGCUCAGUAGCCCUAGACAUCAUUGAGGAGCUGUGUUAUGAGAUGGCUCUACAGCGAAUGGAGGCCAUGGAUGAGUACACCAUCUUCAUCGUCACUAACAGAGGUCAGAGCGUGCGUCCUCUAAAUAAGCGGGAGUACAUCCUGGACAUUGCAACGGAGGCGGAGCAAACAGACCCCGCACACAGCUUCUGGUUCAGACGUGUCAUUUGGGCCCACCCGCUCAAGUACGACAACGAGCUGUGUGUGACGCUGCACUACAACCAGGUUCUCCCGGACUACCUGAAGGGUCUACUAAAUGUGCUUCCUCCUGGGAAGCUUAGUGAGCAACAGCUCCACCAAGUGGCCAAACUAGCAGCACUGCAACAUCGCGCCAAAGACAGCCUCUACAUUCCCACAGCACAUGAAGUAGCGGAGUACAUACCGGCCCAGCUGUUUGCAAAGCAAGGAGCAAAGGAGUGGCAAGCACUGGUCAGCCAACACACACACACGGCCCAGAGCCUCAGCGCACACCAGGCCAGAGCACAGUUCCUGGGUCUGGUGUGUGCGUUCCCCAUGUUUGGCUCCUCCUUCUUCUACAUCAUCAGCAGUAGCAACGUUGCAGUCUCCGCCCCCUGCAUCUUGGCUGUCAAUCAAAACGGACUUCACUUUCUGCACAAGGACACACAUGAGCUGCUGGUGCGGUUUCCUCUGAAGCAGGUCCAGGGAACGCACACUCAGCGCCCGGUCAGCAGUGGUCACAGCUACCCGUACGUGGACCUGUUACUAGGAGACCUCAGCAACCAGAGAGUUACACAGCUGCAGCUGGAACAGGGUCUGGAGCUGUGUCGUGUCAUUGCCAUGCACGUGGAGAACCUGCUGUCCGUCCGGGAAAAAAGACUGACCCUUCCACCCAGCGAGAUCACCAUGCUCUAACACACACACACACACACACACACACACACAUGCUCUAACACACACA
This is a messenger RNA of Alosa sapidissima (American shad), 13690 nucleotides long. RefSeq names its product myosin XVAb (gene myo15ab). The transcript has 66 exons. Lineage: Eukaryota; Metazoa; Chordata; Actinopteri; Clupeiformes; Clupeidae. Gene Ontology annotation, molecular function: ATP binding; protein binding; cytoskeletal motor activity. The record is from RefSeq and is a predicted model, not a curated record. The coding region runs from base 1 to 13644 and encodes 4547 amino acids. Gene Ontology annotation, cellular component: myosin complex; cytoskeleton.